Oncorhynchus tshawytscha (Chinook salmon) is the source of this 12193-nucleotide messenger RNA. RefSeq names its product EH domain-binding protein 1-like protein 1. Bases 1536 to 9452 code for a protein of 2638 amino acids. Lineage: Eukaryota; Metazoa; Chordata; Actinopteri; Salmoniformes; Salmonidae. Gene Ontology annotation, molecular function: protein binding. The record is from RefSeq and is a predicted model, not a curated record. The transcript has 25 exons.
UACUACUGUAAUAUUACUGCUUGGGUUUGAUGAACUGUUGUCUGUUUCCAGAAUUUAAAGCUCUGUAAUUAUAGCUAUUUGGGACCAGGAAAUACAAUUCCAAGAAUAGUUUAUCAGAUAAACAUAACCUCACCAUAAUGGACCUUUGGCAAAGGACCAACUAGAAAAAGACUGGUAUUCCCAUGUGUGCUGAACCCUCUCGUUUCUUCCUUAUUUCUGCCUUUAGCUGGCGGGACUUUUCCAACCCGAAUCCAGCUGCUUCCCAACUCAAGCCCUGCUGAGAAGGAGGAUGUGUGUGUGCAGACAGGCGAGGUUAAGCACACAUGGAAGCAGCUCAUAGGAAUGGGCUGGGAACAGAACCCAUCAUUCAGCGUCUGUCAAGGACUCUCACCAUAGCCUACAUUUCGCGACAGAUUUAUGACCUCACAAAAAAAGAGUCUAGGAACUGACCAAUGGCAUUGCUCCACCAAUAUGACUAGAUAAAGUAACCCUAUGGCAACAUAUUAGGAUUUAGACUCGUAGAAAAGAAGAAAAAAAACGGAAUAUUAUUGAUUCAUAUUCAGUCAUAGAAUAAUCGUAUAUAAACUGUUACAUCAUAUAAUGUAUUGGGCAGCCAUGGGAAGAGAUAUGGUUGUAUUGCUUCUUGUUUUUUCUUCUUAGGGCCAGUAAGAAAAUCCCCAGCUGCCUGUGUCUGUCGGCGUUGCGCCACUGUUUAUAAAUAAACGGCAGAUUAAACAGGAUCUGUUAUUGGGGACAGUGUACCGUAGCCUAUGGUUUGCUGUGUGAAGGGGCUAAACUCCAGCAUAUUGGCCUGACAUGUUUCCUGACCCCACAAGAAUUCCAGGUCUCGCGUGUUCCCCAGUUAUUUUUGUAGGCUAUUGGUACCUGUUGAAUAUCACUUACCACACCUAAGCAAAAACAAGCAACCUAGUGAGUGUGUUUUUUACCAUGGGAUGACAUCAUACUUUGAAUAAUUGACAAACAUCAUUUUCAUAUUUAACCAACAUAAUUUGCAUAUUCCCCUCCCAGCCCUUUACUCUAAAAAGGUACAUUGCUUUCCCACCUUCAUCUCAAACAAUGGUCUAAACCAGGCAAUGCUUUCUGUUUUUUCAGACUUAAAAAAAAUAAAAAAUCAGUAAAAUAUGAUUUAAACAACAUACAGGUCAAAUGUAAAAUUGUAAUUGUUUUUAAUAAAGUCAUAGGCUACUAGGGAUAAUGCAUUCACUCUAAUAAUUUUUAAUUACAAGUGUUAUGAUUAGCUAUUAAGUUUUGUGUUUGGGGUGCCACCGCUCGUUCCUGUCGCAGCGUGCAUUUGUUUUGCUUCAGUUCUGUGUGUUGUGACAUUCUAGACGUGAAGUUGUGAACACGUCAGUAAGACUGUUGAACAUUGAGUGAACAUCGACUGUCUUUCUUGCGCAGCAAACGCAAGUGCUGCAUCAACAGACUCCUUGGCAGAACGCGAGGAGGGCAGAGGGGUACUGUGACGACGAUUUUAGUAAUGUCUCUUGAGAAAUAACAUUAUAGCGUCUCUAAACAUGACUUCGGUGUGGAAGAGACUUCAGCGUGUCGGCAAGAAAGCGUCGAAGUUCCAGUUUGCGGUGACUUUUCAAGAACUGACAGUAGAAUGCACGAAGAAAUGGCAGCCAGACAAACUGAGAGUAGUAUGGAGCAGGAGAAACCGGAGAAAUUGCACCAAGCUACAUGGGUGGCAGCCUGGCAUCAAGAACCCCUACAGGGGCACGGUGGUGUGGCAGGUGCCCGAAAACCUGGACAUCACUGUCACACUCUUCAAGGACCCGACUGCAGAUGAAUUUGAAGACAAGGACUGGACAUUCAUCAUUGAGAAUGAGACUAACAAGGGCCACAGGAAGGUGCUGGCGUCGGUGGACGUCAACAUGAAGAAGUUUGCCAGCGCCACCCCUGCCCAGUACGACCUGACGCUGAAGCCCAAGCCCCUGUCUGUGAAGGUGGUGGAAGCCACACUCAAACUGACCUUGACCUGCGUCUUCCUCAAAGAGGGCAAGGCCACAGAUGAGGACAUGCAGAGUCUGGCCAGUCUGAUGAGCCUGAAGCAGAGUGACAUCGGCAACCUGGACGACUUCAACGAUAGUGACGAGGAGGAGGGCGAGAGGAGGGUCAGCAUCGGAGCCGGCAUGGGCCCCGCCACUCCCGUCACAGAGUUUCAGAGGCAGUUGAGCACUCUGACAGAGGAGGAAUACAGCACUGCCACAACUCCCAACCACACUGCUGGAAUGAUCAGUAUUGCCAGUCAGAGGCCAGACCCAUCAACAUCCACACUUGACCCAUUGGCUAAGCCCUUUGGGACAACAGUCCAUGAGAGAAGGCAGGAGGCAUUCUCAAUGUUUGGAGUGGAGGUUGUCCAGGCAAUGGCAGGCCCUUCAUGUCAGUCUCCCAUCCAAGUGGGACAGACAUUGCAGUAUGAGAUGGGAGCAACUGUUGACAAUGAGCCAAAAGAGCCAGACCACAGCCAGACCACUUGUGAGGUUGUGGCCCUGGCAAAGUGUCAAGUUGUAGAGGACUUGGAGAUGAUAUGUAAGGAAGAAAUGGAAGAGGAAGUCAUAGAGUCAGGCUCCGGAAUAGAGCAUUCUGGGAAGGAAGAGGUUACUGUGGCUAGGCAGGUGGAAGUGUAUGAGAUGCGACCUGAAAACAUGGUUUCUCUGCCGCCAUCAUGCCUAAGAGUUGCCAGUGCACCAGGGUUUCUAUCCACUCAAGCAUCCUGUUCAGAGGCUCAGUUAGAAUACCGUCCAGUGGACAAUAGCAUAUUAUGGGAGACGCCAAGAAAGGAUGGGUCAGAGCUCUCUAUCGAAAGAUCAAAAGAGAAGAGAGACAUGGUGAGAGGAAUGGCAGAUAUGGUCUCAUCUUGUCCAAGCACUGUCAGCAUUCCGGGAUUUCUGUCUCCACAUCUGUCCAAGGAAGUCAAGUUAGAGAGGGAACCUAGCAUGGCAGAUCUAAUGCCAUCCUGCCCAAGACUGGCUGGCACACUCGGAUUUCCUUCUCUUGAAAGUCAAGUAAAGGAGUGUACAACCAACAUUGAGGCCAUUUGGGAGAAGCCCCCGAAGGGGAAAAAAAGGAUGGCCUUUAUGUCCACUCCACAUUUGGACAGAUUAAACGAAGACAAAGAGCUAAUGAAACACAUGGUGGCUCUGGUACCAUCAUGUCCUACUACAACAAAUCUUCCUGGCUUCCCCUCUGCACCACAUCCAAAAACGGAGGUGGGGCCAAGUAGUGUGAAUCUUGUUCCCUCCUGCACUAAAGUUUCUAGUCUCCCUGGUUUUCCAUCCAUUGAGAAGGAUAGGUGGGCAGGGUGGGUUGUUGACCAGGGGCCAUUGUUGAAGAGACCACUAAAGGAGAGGAAAGUCAUUAUUGACAGCUCAAAAGCAGACCAAGAGGAAAUGAAAACCAAUGUUCCUUUGAGGCUAUCAUGUCCACACGCUGCAAGGAUCCCUGGCUUCCCAUCUGUACCACAACCCAAUAUGAUGAUUAUUUUGCCUGCUUGCUCUAAAGCUUCCAGUGAGGAGGCUACAACAUUAAAGUGGCUUGUUGACCCCAAGCCUGUGUUUGAGCACUUGCCGAAGAAGGAGGAGGAAGAUGUUUUUCCAAAAGACAAAUCAAAAGAAGACAUUGACAAAAUGAAACCAGUAGUUGCUUUGGUGCCAUGUUGCCCAGAAGCAGCCAUCAUUCUUGGCUUCCCCUCUUGUUUCCCUUCUGUACCACAACCCAAAGAUGUCUACGUGGGGCAAACUGUAGUCAACCUUCUUCCAUCUUGCCCAAAAGUCUCCAGUAUUGCAGGUUUCCCAUCUCAUCAGCAAACUGACAGAAACUAUUGGCACACAGAUCCACCCAGAGAUCAUCAGCCAUUAUGGGAGAAGCAACUGAAAAAGAAGCAGAAGUUAUUGAUGGAAAUAUCAGAAAAAGACAAACAAGGAAUGAAAGGAAUGGUGGCUCUGGUACCAUCAUGUCCUACUGCAGCAAGUAUUCCUGGCUUCCCCUCUGCACCACAUCCCAAAGCUGAGGUAGAGCUAAGUAUGUUGAGUCUUGUGCUCGCUUGCCCCAAAAUGUCCAGUCUCCCUGGUUUUGCAUCCACUGAUGGGGCUACAGCAUUAGAGUGGCUUGUUGACCCAAAAUCUAUGUUUGAGCACUUGCAAAAGAAGAAGGAAGAGGAAGAAAACAUUCUCCCAAAAGUCAUUGGCAAAACGAAAGCAAUGGUUGCUUUGGUGCCAUGUUGCCCAGAAGAAGGCAGGAUUCCUAGCUUCCGCUCUGCACCACAACCUAAGAGGGAGCUUCAUAGUGUGGAUCUCACGCGAUCUUGCCCCAAAAGCUCCAGUCUCCCAGGUUUCCCAUCGACGGCCAACGUCCAGACAGGAGAUUGGCACGUUGAACAGAAGCCUUUGUUUGAGAAGAAGCUGAAAGAUAAGACCGUAAUGAUCAAAGAUUGGUCACCAGAAGACAGAGAAAAUAGGGUGUCACUGGUGCCAUCUUGCCCAUGUGAGAGUCUCACUUCUGGGUUCCCGUUCUUUACACAACUAAAAGCAAAAGAAGAACAAACCGUGUUUUCCCUAAUGCGAGCUUGUCCAAGUGAAUCUAGAGAACCAGGAUUACCUUCUAGACAGCCAUCUGAAUUAGCUCGAACCCAGGGAGAAGAAUCUGUGAGUUCUAUGCAGCCAAUGUGGGAAAAACCAUUGAAGGAUAAUAGGUCAGAGGAUAUGGUGCUUUCCAAGCCUGACCUAGGCAGUGCAGUUGGAGAUGAAAACCUGAAAACUUUGCUUGCACUGGUACCAUCUUGCCUCGAGGCAGCAAGCUUUCCUGGUUUCCCGUCUGCCCCUCCUCACAGUCUAGAGUCUAUAGAGGCAAAUGAGACAAGUAUGCAGACAGAGAAGAAACAGGUUACUGGAGAACCAGCAGAGUGUGUUCUAGAUAAGGGUGUCCUCGACAGCCCACAAAUAGAGAAAAUCCCAUCUGAGGAAAUCCAGAAGUCCUCUGCAGUGUUAGAACCAGAGCUGGUCUUAGGAUGGGAGGUGUUGGAGGCUGAGGGGUCUGUGGCAGAGAAGCAGCAGGAGGCCUCUGGCCUAGUACAGACCAUUUUUGGUGUCUUCUCCAGGGGUUAUGAAACAGUAGCAGCCAUGCUGGGUCCGUCUGGCUCCUCUCCAACAGAAGGUGCAGCCCCAUCAGAGAGCUCCUCUGAACCUGUCCCAGAUACAUCUACCCUCGUCCAGGAAGCAGUGUCUGGAAAGGCACCGCACCUUGAGGGUGAAACCAAAAAAACUAUUGAACUCCCAACCACCGCUGAGCCAUGCUUGUUGAAUAUGGAAGACCAACAGUCAAUGAGUGAGGCAAUGAGACAAGACACUGAGGAUGGGUUUGUUCAAGUCCAAGAUCUAAGCAGUAUGAGAAAAUGGCCGUCAUUGACGGAGGCUGACCUUACUGAGAUCUCCAGAGGAAAAUUUGUGGUAACUGGGGAAGAAGAGAUUUACCUUGACUUGUGGGCGCAAAUAGGGGAGAAAUCGACGUUAAAAGCACAGGACUCUGGACAGAUAACAGGUUAUGUUGACAUUUAUUCAGCCGGGUCACCUGUCGAGACAGAAUUAUCAACUUCAUUACACCAGGACAAGGGCGCCCAACAUGCAAGCACAGAGGAAGCCUCUGCCCCUACCUCACAACCUACUACAGACAAGUUGCUGUUAGAGGACAAGGCUCAAGAACAUAUAGUCCCCAUCCCAGAUAAACCCUCUGAUGAUCAGAUACUCACCUCAGAUGAAACACAAUCGGACGUUGCCCUUGUUGUCGCUGGCCAGGCUGUCCCUGCACAGGUAACAACUGAACUGGUCGCUCCUCAUCAUGCAAAGAAACGAGACGGUAGUCUUCCUCCAGAAACUCAACAGGAAGCUGAUGAUCAAGGGAUUGUUUCUAAGGUAGUCCCUUCACGGCCUCCAAGGAGAAAAGACUGUCUCACUUCAGAGCACACACAGAAAUCUGAGAAUGUAUCUGUACAGAAGCCCACUGAAGUGAGAGGAGACCGUAGUCUUUCAACAGAACCUCUAAAGAAAGAUGAUGUCCAGAAGGGUUUUACUGCCCAGGCACCAGAGGAGAUGGUACCAUCACAUCCUGGUAGGAAAAUAGAUCGUUGUCUUUCAACAGAGCCUCAACAAAAAACUGAUGCCCCUGUCCAGGUGCCCACUGAACUGGUCCCUCCUCGCCGUACUAAGACAAGCCUCACUAAAGAGACACCACAGGCAACCGGCGUUAUCCCAGCUCCACGCACAAGGGGAACCUAUAGUGCUUCCAGUGCAGAACGUUCACAGAUACCUGGCCAGGGAGCCACUGAACUGAUUCUACCAUGGCCUGUGAAGAAACAAAACAUCUUCACUCCAGAGCCAUCUCAGAAAGCUGAUGAGCCAGAGAAUGUGAUUGCCCAGGCGGUCGCUAAGCUGAUUCCACCUCAACGCACCAGGAAAGCAUCUCUCUCUCCCGAACCGCGACCGAAAGCUGACGAUUUAAAGACUGUUACUGGUAAGGCCACAAUUGUUCCCCUAACUCCAUAUCAUGUACCUACAGAGUCAUACCCCGACUUUGGUGUGGGAGAGACUGCCCCCCUCUCGAUCAUCAGAAAAAUAGCCCCGCCCAGGCGCAGCAAAAGAACUCAUUCUCCCCCAGUGGAAUCAAGCAAAGCAGAGGAUGGCGCAGAUGAAGCUAUGGCUUUAGAGGCCCUGAAUGCUGCCAACCAGGGGUCUACAGCUCCAGCCCAGACACAGGAUCUUAUGAUAACCUUUUCAAAGGAGUCUGAGGUGGAGACGCAGUCUCCGGAAGUGACCGAAACAGCCACUGAGUCACUCGAAGAUGAGCCAGCUCAGAAGUCCUCACCAGAAGUUACAGACCCAUUCGAAAAGGUUGAGGCGGAGAAGCAGACCUUGGAAGUGACUGAAACAACCAAUGAUUCACUUGAAGAUGAGCCAGCUCAGAAGGCCUCAGCAGAGGACAUUGCACCAGGAGUAAAGAUGAAAGGCAAGCAGGAGAUCUUUCCAGUCCCAAAGCCUCGUGGGAAACGAGACCCAACCCCACCUGUCCAAACAGAUGCUACCCAACCAAAGACCUGGCAUGCCUCUAUUGGGGAUAACACCCAGUCUACCAGAGAUGGAGGACAGUCACCUGCAGCCUCUGGGCUGGUACCACCUCAACGCAACAAGAGGAGCAGUAGUCUUCCUCCCGUACCCCCUCGUGGCCAGCUUGCAGCAUCUGGGGAAGUGGUGGUUGCUCCUCUGCGUAAAAGGAGCAGUAAGCUAAACAUAAAACGAUCGAGCAUGCCUGUUCCAGUUCCCCGCUCUAAAAAAUGCCUUAGUUCCUCUUUUUCUGAUGGAAAUCCUCCAAUGGACUCCUCAUUCACCAGACAGGCAGACUCCCUUGAGGGCUCACUGUCUCUCUCUCAGGAAGACAAACAAGACACCAGCCAGGAAGCCUCAGAGGGUUCAAUAUCAUUAACCUCAAACAUGGCCUCCGAUGGGAGCUUUGUCACAAUUUCUCGCUCAGAGGAGAUGUCACCAGAAGUUCAACUCUGUGAGAAGGGACUGGAGGAGAGCUGGAUCUUCACAGAAACUACUAUGUUCACAGAGGCCUUCACAGAAACUGCUAUGGUCAGUGAGUUCUUCGUAGACACUGUAAGAGAGGACAUUGAGAGGGGUUCAGUGGUAGAGGCUGUCUUUGAGAAGGGCCUGGAGGAGAGCAUGGAAAGCUGGACCUUUACAGAUACUACCAUGGUCACUCAGGCUUUCACAGAAACCCCUAUGGUCACUGAGUUUUUUGAAGACACUGUAAUCAAGGAUAUUGAGAGAGGUUCAGAGGCAGAAGUGCUUGACACGACCUCUCCAACCACCGGUACACCAGCUGAGGACGUCUGGUUACGUGUUGAGGGAGCCAAAGAGACAGAGCAGAUGGAGGUAGAGAGCAAAGACAUGUGGGUUGAAGAGAUGGACUUUGGCUUUGAGUCAGUAGACAUAUCUGCUGGUGGCUUAGAUGAGGAGAGACAGCAGGGGGCAGCAGACGAGCCAACAACACCUAAAGGCAGAGCUGUAAACUCUCAGGAAACGGGUCUAGGCAGUGCUGAAUCCCCAGAAGGCCUCAUGGCCAGUCCUGGCCUUGUUACCUCCAGCCAGUCCCUACUGGAGUGGUGUCAGGAAGUCAUCAAAGAACACAAGGGGGUCAAGAUCACCAACUUUAGCACAUCCUGGAGGAACGGCCUGGCCUUCUGUGCCCUGCUACACCACUUCCACCCGGACAGGAUAAACUUUGAGAUGCUGGACCCUUAUGACAUCAAGCGCAACAACAAGAAGGCCUUCGACGGUUUCGCAGAGUUGGGCAUCUCUCGGCUGAUAGAGCCCUCGGACAUGGUCCUCCUGGCCGUGCCUGACCGCCUCAUCGUCAUGACCUACCUCAACCAGAUCCGCACCUACUUCACGGGCCAGGAGCUGAGCGUGCUGCACAUCGAGGCGGACAGCAGUGAGUCCAGUUACGGCAUGGCCGGGGAGAGCCGGGAGGGCCCCGACCCGGAGGCCGCCGCACGCUACUGUCAACGGAUCCAAGAUGAGGCCCUCACAAUGGAGACCAAUGUGGGCGCUGCAGAGAAGAAGGCAGAUAGUGACACUAAGGAGGGCACCAAUAGGGAAGUGGUCCCACCCCCUAGAACCAAACGGCUGCAGGCUGCAGGGGAAGCAGGAGGGGCCCAAGCCCCCGUCGUACCCCCCAGGACACAUUUUUUAUCUGCCAAGUCUGGGUUCUCCCACCUAAAGGAUGUAGAUCUGGUUAAGAAACGACGGUCACAACGCAGGUCAAUAGACGAGGCAGACUCAACCGAGGUUGCUGCAGCACAGGAAGAGAGUGGAGCUGACAGAAUAAAAUCGGAAACAGGAAGGACAGCUGUUGAAGAAGGACGAUCGGCUGAGGAGGACACCAGCCAGUAUGUGCUGAGGGAGAUGCAGGCCCUAGAGUUUGAACAGAAGCACAUUGACAGCAGGGCAGACAUCGUGGAAAGUAGUCUACGGCGACUGAUGGAGUCAGGUAGUGACAAGAUGCAGGAGGAGAAGCUGAUUCAGGAGUGGUUCACUCUGGUCAACAAGAAGAACGCCCUCAUCAGGAGACAAGACCAACUACAGCUACUGCAAGAAGAGCAGGACCUGGAAAUGAGGUUUGAGAUGCUGAACCGAGAGCUGAGAGACAUGAUGGCUAUUGAAGAGUGGCAGAAGACAGUGGCCCAUAAACACAGGGAGCAGCUGCUACUGCAGGAGCUGGUGUCUCUGGUCAACCUGAGGGACGAGCUGGUCCACGACAUGGACGCCAAGGAGAAAGGGGCUCUGGAGGAGGACGAGAGGCUGGAGAGAGGCCUGGAGCAGAGACGAAGGAAGUACAGCAAGAAGAGCAAGCAGGAAAAGUGUGCACUGCAGUAAGGCCUGGCGUUGGACACACCCGAACCAGGCAGCCCAGUGGAAGGUCACACCCGAACCAGGCAGCCCAGUGGAAGGUCACACCCGAACCAGGCAGCCCAGUGGAAGGUCACACCCGAACCAGGCAGCCCAGUGGAAGUUCACACCCGAACCAGGCAGCCCAGUGGAAGGUCACACCCGAACCAGGCAGCCCAGUGGAAGGUCACACCCGAACCAGGCAGCCCAGUGGAAGGUCACACCCGAACCAGGCAGCCCAGUGGAAGGUCACCUGGAUGCACAUUGGGACUAAAGUGGUAUGUGUGUGGAUCAUGACAUCAACACUGCAUGGAAGAGACUGAGAACUGUGUUAUGGGACUGCACUAGGAGGACAUUAAACAAUGUUCACUCACCCCCCUCUAUGAUAUGACUGAGCCUCAUCGCAACCUAUGACUGGUUGUCAACAGUCACCCUGCUCUUCAGAUUGUGUUUUGAUUGGAUUUAAGUUGAGUUUUUUUGUGCAUAGUGUGUGUAUACUGUUGGGUUUUAAUUUUGAGUAAAUAACUCAAGGACACUAGAGAAGCUUAACCAAGUUGAAUUCUUCCAAAAGGGUCGAUAUAGCUGUAAUUCAGACAAAGACAUAGCUUCCCCCGCGGCAGGGUAGCCUAGUGGUUAGAGCGUUUGGACUAGUAACCGAAAGGUUGCAAGUUCGAAUUCCCGAGCUGACAAGGUACAAAUCUGUCGUUCUGCCCCUGAACAGGCAGUUAACCUAGUCCUAGUCAUUGAAAAUAAGUAUUUGUUCUUAACUGACUUGCCUAGUUAAAUAAAGGUAAAAUAAAUUUUUUUACUUCAGGUCACAAAGACAUAUCCCUAACAAACUAAUCACCAGAUUAAGUGCCUUACACUUUUAGAAAAAAGCAUUCCAAAAUGGUUCUUCAACUGUCCCCAUAGGAUUUUUGGUUCCAGGUAGAACCUUUUUUGGUUCCAGGUAGAACCCUCUCGGGUUUUACAUGGAACACAAAAGGCUUCUACAUGGAAUCAAAAGGGUUCUACCUGGAACCAAAAAUAGUUAUUCAAAGGGUUCUCCUAUGGGGAUAGCCAAUUAACCGUUUUAGGUUCUAGAUAGCACCUUUCUUUCUAAGAUACUGUAGAAUCUGUUACAGUAGUGUAUUAUGGGUUACUUCAAAAAGGUAUUUUCUACUGAAUGGGAUAUUAGGGAAGGGGCAGGGCUCCUGUACUUAGCUACAUCAAAUACCUACAUUAGACCCAUGCAGCAGGUGGAUUGAUUCACCCCUUUUCACCUAUUGUUAAAUAAGCAGUCUGAUUAUUGAAAAUUACAAUGGCGAAAUGGAAGUGAAAUGCUGAAUUUGUGCAAACAAAGAAUGCCAAAACGAGCCUCCUCAUUUAUUGCAGUAUGUUGGCUUGGACUGUGCAGACAGCGAGCACCUGUUGUCUGAUUCUUCAUUGAGGUGAAUGUAUGUGGAUGCUCCAACACUCAAGCAGAGUGGGAGAUCUUGGAUGAAAGAGGCAAAGGACAGAAGUCAGUAUACUGCAGCUUGGUGUCUGAAAGAACAAAGCAGUUUAAACGUGUUGGAAAUAUUUGAAGCUUUUAUUUAUUGAAUAGGUAUUCGACAGAUAAUCCGACCUAUCCUGCCUGUCAUAUGUGCCUUUAACCAGAUCCAGAGUUUUAAAAAAAAUGUUCAGAAGUAGGACUCAACUUUGUGUUCCUAGUUCUCAAAUGUUUAUGCAGUGAGUUCAGUUACUGUUUGUGACAUUAGUCUUGUCAUGCCUUGUUUUCCAUUGAUUGCUUUUUGUUGUUGUUUCGAAAGGUAAAUAAGGAAGCGGUGGAGUCUGAAAAUGAUCAAUUUCAAGAUGCUCUAAAAUGCUAGAGAACAGGAAUAUUCAAAUGGAAAACGUGAGGCAAAUGCAUGUUUCUUAGUGUUUCCAUCUUAACCAUACAACUAUCAAUUGCUAUAGUCUUAUUAGCAAAUCUGUAACGUGCAAAAGUGUAUGCGUUAAACGAAUAACCCUCAUACAUGAUACAAAAAAAUACACUUUAGCUAAAAUAUAUUCUAGUAUUAAAACUCCAGCACUUCGCUACAGCAGGAUUACUGCAGAUGUAGGAUCUGAAUUUGAGCCAGUUUUCUACAGCAGGAAAAUAAUCUUGCAGCAACAGGAAAUGUGAAUUAUUAUGUGGAUUAUAAGUAAUGGACAUUUUGUAUGGGGUUGAUACAUUUAUAAUUAUGGCAAAUCAAGUCUGAAAUUUCAAAGUGGAAAUUACAAACUUUAGAAGCAUUUUUAAAACUCAAAUACACUACAAGUUUGUGUUUCCUGCAACAAAAGAGUGAUCAAAUGAAGAUCCUACAUCUAUAUUAUUGGCCAGGCAGGAGUGCACCAGAGCAUGAUAUUUGCUUGACAUCUUCUCCACUACACUUUGUGUAAUGUUAAGUUAUCAUGAGCGCAGGCGUUUCUAUUUCAGUGGGAGGAACUACUUAACAGAGUAAAAACAUGAUUCUGUCCGGAGUUAUUUUGGGUGACACUGGAGAGUGAUUUUUUUUUAUUUUUAGAAGUGUUUGAAUUGUUGUUCCAGCUUGUUCCCCCUCUGCCCCACUGUUAGUUACUGUGUUAAUGUUCCUACCACUGUGUGAGUUUGAGAGAUUUUACUUUCAGUUUUCUGAAAUAGCUUUUGGGGAAGGUUUUGUUUAUUUUAAUGUACUUUUGCACUAUUUGUGAUGUUUGGAGAAUUAAAAAGGUAUCUUGGAUCAGUA